CUGAUAAUACCAAAGCGCAUCGAUUCAUUUGGGUAAUCACAACUGCGAAAUAAUGUCGGGCGUACGUCCGUUUCUGCUUUUCGCUGUCUUAGGGACUGUGCUGGCGGCCGAAAUCGAUUUGCGAUGCUCGUCGGAAGUAUGCUCGGACUGGCUGAUGAAAAACGAGUGUCCGCCGAUCGACAAGCAGUGCUACGACGAGGGCCGCAUGUACAAGUAUCCGGUGGAGUGCGGCUGUUGCGAGUACUGCAUUUCGUACCUGAAAGCAGGCGAAUAUUGCGACAUCGGACAGGCAGGACAGCCAACCUCGACCAAGAUCUGCGGCGCGGGUCUUGUGUGUCAGAAAGAUGCUGGAGAGGAAUUCGGCACGUGCAAGAGGCUGAAGACGGCGUGCCACGACCUCCAGGACGCGUACGACGCGGCCAAGGAGGACGGCACCCUCGGACACCUGGCCCAGAGACCGCAGUGUGAUGACCGCGGCCUUUUCGCCCCCAUCGCCUGCGUUCCCGACUCGCUCUGCUUCUGUCUCGCUCCAAAUGGUGAGCGCAUCUUCGGCGACAUCGUUGCGGCAUCGGCGCCGGCGCUCAUGAAGAUGAACUGCGACUGCUCGCGAGACGCGUGGCGCGCGGCGCAACUGGAACUCGGCGCCGGCGCCUUCUUCGCGCACUGCAUGCCGGACGGCUCGUACGACCCGCUGCAGUGCGUGGACAAUAAGUGCGCGUGCAUCGACAACGAAGGUGGCCUGGUGGGUGAGCAACGCGUGCACGUCUCGCUGCUGGACGAGGGCAGCCCCAGCUGCUUCAACGCCAGCCUCGGACACGAGCGCAGCCGCUGGUACCGUCCGUGCGAGAACCGCCGCUACCAGGCCCUGGUGCGCGACGCCGAGCUCAAGGAUGAGUCCAUCCUUGUCUUCCACGAGCUGCCCAAUUGCGGAUUCGAUGGCCGCUAUGACCGCGUACAGACUGAUUCAGAAGAAAUGUUCUGCUCAGACGAGAACGGCGAGCAGCUGGAAAACUUCCGGGUUCACAGAAUGAGCGCUGAAGCAGCCGCGAUGGACUGCAACUGCGCCAGAGCGCGAUAUUUGCUGAAAAAGGCUGAGGACGAGUCUGGCCUGACGGUGGAUCUGCCCGAGUGCUGUCCCAACGGCAACUUCAGGCGCUGGCAGUGCGUCCGAGGCCUCUGCUACUGCGUUGACAACCACGGCAGGCAAUUGUACAAAGAAGUGUCAGAGGAGGACGUUGAACAGCUGCAAUGCUACAAUGUUGAUAAUCCAUGUUUCUUGCAGAAACCUCCUAAGUAAACUGAAUGAAUAUGAUGUACAAGAUUGGUUAAUUUAAAUUUAAAAACUUAAGGACGCGUGAGAAGGAAAUGGAAAUAAUUUAUUGUACUAAUUUUAUAAAUGAAAAAUAAAUUAAGAUUUCAGUGGA
This is a messenger RNA of Cloeon dipterum, 1424 nucleotides long. RefSeq lists its product as uncharacterized. The record is from RefSeq and is a predicted model, not a curated record. The transcript is spliced from 3 exons. Gene Ontology annotation, cellular component: basement membrane. Lineage: Eukaryota; Metazoa; Arthropoda; Insecta; Ephemeroptera; Baetidae. Gene Ontology annotation, biological process: cell-matrix adhesion. Bases 53 to 1297 code for a protein of 414 amino acids.